AAUUAACAUUCUUAAGCACAAUGCUUGAAACAUUUUCGUUUACAAAAGCAGCAUUUAUUCUUUGUAGUGCAUGAGGAGCGGACAAAUUUAGGCAUUUGAUGUCCUGCGGACGUCUGAUAAAGGACACACACCCACAGCAGUUGUCCUUGGGACUCACGCAGCUCAGAUAAGAAAAGCAGCAGAACCAACAGUAAGAAAUCCUCCCGGCUUUUACUUUCUCUUGCUCAGUCGCUACAAUGGGUGUGUGUGUGUCCCUGCCAGAACCGGUGAUGGCCGACCAGCCUCUCUCGCAGCCGGCCGACCAGCCGCUGACAAAGUUCCCCCACGCCGGCCUCCCCAGGAGGAAAGAAGCCCUGGGAGACGGCCUGCAGGCCCGGGGCCAGUGGGCGAGCAAGGCCGAGUUCCUCCUGGCGGUGGCCGGGCAAAUCAUCGGGCUGGGCAACGUUUGGAGGUUUCCCUACCUCUGCUAUAAAAACGGAGGAGGCGUGUUCUUUGUCCCCUACCUGCUGUUCCUGGUGCUGUGUGGCGUCCCCCUGUUCCUCCUGGAGACCUCACUGGGGCAGUUCACCAGCCUGGGAGGGGUCAGCGCCUGGAGGACCAUUUGCCCCUUAUUUGGAGGUCUCGGCUACGCCAGCCAGGUGAUGAUCCUACACGGCUGCGUCUACUACAUCGUCAUCCUGGCCUGGGCCCUCUUCUACCUGUUCUACAGCUUCCAGGCCGAGCUGCCGUGGUCGCACUGCAACAACACGUGGAACACGGACGCGUGCUUCUUGUUCGAUAAAUACAACCAGACUGCCAACAUGAGCAGCCUGCCUGUGAAUGCCACCUCACCGGUCAUGGAGUUCUGGGAACGGGAAGUGCUCCGCCUGUCGGGAUCUUUAGAUGAGCUGGGUCCGGUCAGCUGGAAGCUGGCUCUGUGUCUGGCCGUCGUCUGGCUCGUCUGCUACUUUUGUGUCUGGAAGGGCGUGAAGUCCACCGGAAAGGUGGUGUACCUGACGGCCACCUUCCCAUACAUCAUGCUGUUUGUGCUGCUGGUGCGCGGCGCCACGCUGCCUGGAGCCACCCAGGGCAUCAUUUACUACCUCAAACCCAACAUCACCCGCCUGGCUGACCCUCAGGUAUGGAUGGAUGCUGGUACCCAGAUAUUUUUCUCUUAUGGAAUCUGCUUGGGAAGUCUCACAGCCCUGGGCAGCUACAACAAAUACAACAAUGACUGCUAUAAGGACUCCUUCAUGCUGUGCCUCCUGAACAGCAGCACCAGCUUCCUGGCCGGUUUUGCCAUCUUCUCGGUUCUGGGCUUCAUGGCUGAAGAGCAAGGCGUUGACAUAGGCGCCGUGGCUCAGUCAGGACCCGGUCUUGCCUUCAUCGCCUACCCGAGAGCCGUCGCCUUGAUGCCCGUUCCUCAGCUCUGGGCCGUCUGCUUCUUCCUCAUGAUCAUCAUGCUGGGUCUCGACACGCAGUUUGUGAGCCUGGAGGCUCUCAUGACUUCGGUGACGGACCUGUACCCCCACGUGAUCCGGCGCGGAUACCGCAGAGAACUGCUGCUGCUGUUUGUGUGCAUCGUGUGCUUCCUGAUUGGGCUGGUCAUGGUCACGCCGGGUGGUCUCUAUGUGUUCCAGAUCUAUGACCACUUCUCCUGCAGUGGAGCCAGCUUGCUGCUUCUCUCCAUCUUCCAGUCUCUGGCCAUCGGCUGGGUCUACGGAGCCGAGCGUUUCAGUGGCAACAUCAGAGAUAUGACGGGCUACAGCCCCCUGCCUGUCUUCCAGCUGUGCUGGAAGUACCUGACUCCGGCCGUGUGCACUGCUACCUUUAUUUUCUCCCUGGUGCGUUGGUCUCCGCUGAGCCUGGGGAAAGGACUGGUGGCUCCGGUCUGGGCCACCACGCUCGGCUGGAUCCUGACCCUCUCCUCGGUCUCCCUGCUCCCCAUCUGGGCCGUGUAUGCGUUGGUCACCACUCCAGGAACCCUGCCGCAGCGCUUCCAUCGCCUUUGCACCCCCGCCGAGAAGUCGUCUAUGGCCUUCCAGCACCUCUCCACCAACGGCUCGGCGCUGACCUACAGCCCCGUGCUGCCUCUCAGCGGGACGCCGAAGCAGCAAAUCGUAGAACUCCUCCCAGAAAAGAAGACAUGACGAUAACGAACGCUUCGUGGCGCUGUACGCUGGCUCAGCCAAUCAAGUGUGCCGAAACAGAACAGCUGAUCACAACAGAAGACUUUAUUUCAAAAAACGUUAAAGGAGAAAUGUUAUAAUUUACCAAAGAAACUUCGGAGUCAACAGUUUGUAAGAAUUAUCAGAGCGUCUGACCCUAACUGGGAUAAAACUUGAUUGGCCGUUCAGAUCAGCCACGGUUCCUGUUCCUGCCCACCAGAGCUGGACUUUUCCAUACAAAAACAGCACACACUCCUGAAUCUUAACCGUUUUUGUCUCCGUACUUGCUAUUAAACGUUUUCAUCUAAUUUUACAGUUCAGUCACUGUACUUGAGGACCAUGUAACAACAACAACAACCCCUAGAGACGUUCCCUUUGUUUGGCAGCAACACACAGUCCUCAGCUACACUAUACUCUCUAUGAGAGACUCAGAGAGUGUUAGCAUGUCUGCUGAAAUGACUCCAUGAGUCAGACAUGUGAUGUCAGAUGAUUUAUCUGGAGAUUUCUUAAAUUUCUCAUCCAAACCAAGUGGAGUUGCGUCCACUAAAUGCCACUUUUGCCGCCGAGCUCUUAAGCUUGCUGCGAACACCUGAACGACAACCGAUCUGACUGAAACAUGCACUAGUUUGCGUUAGUGUUGCGUUUGCAAUAUUUCUUCAGAAACGCCCACUAAAAGACAAUCUUUUAGUGGGCUUCUCCAGAGUAGAAACUUUAGCACAUUUGUUUCAACUGUUGUAAGCAAUAAUUAAUAGAACAUAAGCUGGGCUAUGUAGUCAUAUUGAUUAAAAAUGAAAACAAGGAUGGCUGAAAUGCUUUCCUGAUUAUUCACUAGAUUAAAAUGAACAAUUAGUCAAACAGGUCAAUAUUUCAAAUUGAAAAGCCGCUAAAAGGAUAUGUCGUAAUAGAGUAUGUCUUCUUUGAAGGUCUCUGCAAACCUCGUUUAAAUUAGUUUUUAAAAAACUGCUGCUGCUUCAAAGAACAAAAAAAAUAACUAUACAAUAUUUUUUAAUGUCUUCACCAAAUGUUUAAGUUUUUUUUGUUAUGAUUGUUUCUUUUUGAGAUGUUUGCCUGUAUUGUUCGGUGUUUCAGUGAUAUCAGGUAAAUAAGGAGACUUAAAAUAGUAAUUGUAAAGAUGAAGGGGGCGAAGGGAAGGAAUAAAGUUACAGCUUGAACAUGCCUAUAAUUAUUAGCAUUAAAUUUCCAAGAGUGAAGUUUGCACAGUUUACAAUCCUCAAGAGUAAACUUUAAAAUGUUUUUUUUAUAAGAUAUUCUCUGGAGCUAAAAUAUUUGAAGAGAUUUGGUUCUUUUAUUUUCAGUUUUAUGGUUUUUACAAAAAUUUCAAUUGAAAUUUGAAAAAAAAGAAAAAAAACUAAUGUUGCGUGAACAGUGCAAAAAUUGAAGCUAAGUUCAUCUCAAGCUAAUCUCAAAAAAUUUUAUAGUUUUUUAUACUUUGCUGAAGUAAUAAUGAAUAAUGAAUGAAGAAUGUUUUCCUGUUAAAUUAUAUUGCAUACAUUUGUGAGAAUGUUCCACUUUCUCUCUUAAAAAUUCACACUUAAAUUCCUAUAAAUUCUGAAAACAUACUAUUGUGUAUUUUUUUUAACAGUCAUCUUCUAACCCUUCAAAGUCAACAUCAGCAUAAGACUUUUUAUUAUUAUUAAUGGCAGUGUCUCUCAACAGUGUGACAAAAAAAAUUAAACCAUUAGAAAUCAUUUUAUAACUAUGCACACAAACUUCAAAUUGAUCCUACUCAAUUUAACUGGCAAAACAAAUCUGGUAAAGGGAAAAUACAAAAACUAAUAUUUUUUUCCACCAGGUUGCAUAAGUUGUGCACACUCUGAAAAUAUUAAAACUUUGUAGAAGCAAAUUUUGAUUCAGUUUCAGAUUCUAAAUAUAUCAAAUUAUGCUACAUACAUCUGGACUCUGGUUCAGUUAUUCCAAACUGCUAGUAUGGUGUUUUUCUCUGGUGAUGUGCUUGAGUUUUUUUGUGCCAAACCUUACGUUUAGAUUCAUGCUUAAAACUUUGAUGUCAUUUUGACCCUUUGUGAUGUUUCUGAAAACAGCUAAAAGGUUGAAAAUGUCAGAAACAUCUUUUCUACAACUCCUAGAACACAAAAGCUGCUUCAAGAAGGUGCACAUUUAUCCACCGAGGCUAUUUCAGCUUUUAUUUUUUAUAUACGUUUCCCUUCAUUAGAUUUGUCCCCCUUUAACUGUUCAGGAUAUAUAACACAUCAUAAAUUGAAAAUGUUUGAAAUACACAGAAAUUCAACAGCGUUGUGUACACUUUUGAGAGACACCGUAUGUGACAGAAUGAGAACAUAAACAUGAAUUACUGAAACUAUUUCAUAUUUCUAUUGAAACUCUUUCAUAUUUUUGUUCUGUACUUUAAUGUCUGCCCUGAUACAAACAGCAAGUUGGGUUUUUUUGUUGUUGAUGUCAUUUCUCAUGUAAACGUACUGUAUGUAGGUUUGCACAGUCAGACGUGCUUUAAUAAUUCACUAUGGGUCUCCAGAUCAGCUUCCUGUACUGUAAGUCUGGGACAAAUUGUACUGUACACUAGGAUCGCUUGUUUACAUCUCUGAAAUCGAGUGGAGUAGACGCACUUCAUGACCGGGUGUGAUGUUUUGAACAUGUAAUCAAACUUAGAAAAAGCUGUUUUUAUAACCAAAUUUUUAUGUGCGUUAAGCCUUUGCAUCGACUCAUCCACUUGUUAUCAUCUGUGUUUACAGCUGUGCCUCUUUUCUUUUCUUCUGAAUCAAUAUAUGCACUGAUUGUGUAGAAAAGGGUC
Messenger RNA from Poecilia reticulata (guppy), 4932 nucleotides. NCBI's taxonomy places the organism in Eukaryota, Metazoa, Chordata, Actinopteri, Cyprinodontiformes, Poeciliidae. The record is from RefSeq and is a predicted model, not a curated record.